AUGCAGAUGCACCAGGUGGAUUCAAAGAUGGAUGCGGCUGCACGGAGGAAAGCGGAGAUGGACGCGAAAAUGGCGGCCAGACACAAGGAGGCAGAGGAGAAGCGAGCGCAGGCCAAAGCCAGGGCCGCAGCCAGGUCGGGCAAGCUCAGCGCGUUCCAAGAGUCCACGGUCUUGGUGAUCCUUCGCAAUUGCGCUGGGGCGAUCUCGGACGUGGCUGAGGGCGAGGUCAGUGGGCCAUUCGGGGCAGUCAUCCCUGGGGUUGGCCGGGAAAAGAGUGAGGAGAUCGGAAGGUCACCCUUGAAGGAAAAAGCUCCUGAGAAGAAGGAAGAGGCAUCGAAAGAGAAGGGCGAGAAAGAGACAGACCAGAAAGCAACCAAAGCUCCCGAAGGUAAGAAGGCCAAGAAAAGCAAAAAGGAUAAAACAAGAACUUCCCGUAAAGAAAAGAACGCUAAGAGGAAGAGCCGAAGUAGAUCGACGAAGAGGAGAAGCCCUGAGAUCGGGGAAAGGAAGGAAGAGAAGCGGGGGUCAGCCCUGGAAUCUAGAGGAAGCACAGAGGACAAGUCAGGGGCCCACUUAUCCCUGGCAGGAACCAACGGCCUGCAGAGCCAGCUGAAAACCCCCGGCCCCGACGGGACGGAGGUGAGUACCAGCGUUACGACAACCAAGGGUACGGGGCGAGGGGCCCUGGAAGAGCCGCACCAAGGAGCGAGGAUAGGAGGGCUGGCGCGGGGACGAAGAGCCCUGAGACGGCCAGCAGCAGACGAGGCCGGGGAGAGACCUGGCCGGGAUCACAGGACCCUUUGGGGGGCAGGACAUACCUUGAGGGCCGCAGAGAUAGGCUUGGAGUGGCCUUUGAAGGAGAAGGGUGUGGUCUUCGAGGAGGCCAAAUACUUUCACCGGGAGUGCAAGGUGGCAGGGGUAGCCCUGGGUGCCCUGGUGUCGGAGGGUCAGGUGGCCUUGAGGAUCCGGCCCAGUGGCACGACAGACGAGGGUCUGUUGAAAGUCCAGUCGGGGACCCCGCACUUGGAACUGAGAGUUCUGUUGCGCGCCGCCGAUUGCACGCACGAAGUAGUAGGAGAGGAUUUGGUCCAUGGGAUACGGCUCAGGAAGCGGCGCGAGGUGGAAGCCGAAGAAGCGUGGGUCGACAAUCUCAUGAAGGUGGCGCCCACCGAGCAGGUCGACGAGUUGGAGGUUUUGAGGAGGGAGAUGGAACGGCAGGGGCAAGUCGCUCCAAUGAAAGAGAAGGUCAAAGACAAAGAAAAGAAGGACAAGAAAACCCACAAAGACCGAGUAAAAGACCGAAAAGAGAAGAAGGAGAAGGAGAAGGUGAAAGCCAAGCGGAGGAAAUCCACAAGUCCGGGUACGUCCUCGGGGGAUAUAGCCCUGGAUGGGAGUCGUGCCAAGGCUGCAGCCCAGAAGACCCCAAAGAAGCUCUAUCAGGGGACGGGCAUGGACCCCUCAGACAGGGCCCGCAGCAGGGUCAUCAGAUUGGCCAGAAAAUAUGUCAAGAGAAAAGGUCGGAAAAGUUCGUCUGGAUCGCAGAGCUCGUCCGGAAGUUCACAAGGAGGGAACGUCGAGGAAGAGGGCGACACGAUCUUCCAGCAAGCUGCCCGGGUGAAAGGAGUAGCGGAAUCGUUCCCCGGAGUUCUAGCGUUCCAGGGGUUGAGCCAGAUGAGAUCGAACUUGCUCCAAUCCCUAGGAGAGGAGGAAAAGAGUUCGUCGACGCAGGCUGUGGCAGUCCAGUACUUCCGGCAAGUCUUGCAGCGCAAGGCGACGGGUGCCGUAGCUCGAGAACUCUUGAGCCUAUGCGCCGCGGCGGACUUCCUAGUGAGAUCCCGCCCUGCUCAGGCGCUGGAUCUUCUGAUCCAGCGCAUCAAGAGGAAAGGCCUCAGGAGGCAAAGGAGAUUGGAAGAGAAGAGAGGAUGCCGGAGGAGCAAAGACCGGUUGAGAAGCCGAGCAGAGGCAGAGCAUGAGGAGGCCCUCUCGGUUGAAGAGAUGCCGAAGUCUUCCAGCCAGGGUCAAUAUGCUGGCCUUGAUCCGUAUCAGGCCCUGUUGCAAUCAAUGCUUGUGGCAGCCCCGCCUUUUGAAGAGGCAGCUGGGCCAAAUGGCCUACAGCAGAGCCUGGUCGCUGAGGACGAGAGGAGUUUGCUCUCUGGUUUUUUACCUGAUUUGAGUGAAGCGGAAUGGUCAUGGUUGUCGUGCGUUGUAAUUUCAUUGAAUUCGCUUUGGGGUGAUAUGGUGGUAAAUGAGGCCUCGUUGAAUGAAGGGCAACAGGCCUGCUUGAGAGAGAUCUGCAAAGAUGUCAAGCGUUUUGUUGGGGUCGGGGUGAUCAUCCCUGAGUUAGACUGGGCUGACCUGUUUUCAGUCCGUGCCAUCGACUACAAAGGUGACGAAGUGAAAGUGGCCAAGUGGUUCUCUUGGAAAAAUGUUGAGCCAGCAUUGCCUGGCGACGUAGGGAGUGUUCCCCUUGAAGCUGUUUGCAGCCGGGGGUGUAGGGACUACGUCCUUAACUUUGACCUCUACUUGAAACCUAGGAACCAAUGGGUCGUAUCUAAGGCGCCUAGAGUCAUGGUUCAUGAUGAUGCAUGGGCAGACGUCUGCCGCGGGCUAGUGUCCAGAGGGGUGUGCGAGUUCAUUUUGGAAGAGGAUGUUUUUAUGACUGAUUCAGGGCCGCUGCUCAACGGAAUGUUUGGGGUAGCCAAGGAUGAGACCACCUCCGAGGGCGUGGACAUCUAUCGGUUGAUAAUGAACCUUAUUCCGCUGAAUGGGCUGUGCAAGCCCUUGUCUGGUGACAUUGACACCCUGCCCGCUUGGAGCGCGAUGAGUCCCUUCUUCCUGCAGCCCAAUGAACGCUUGCUUGUUAGCAGCGAAGAUGUCAAAUGCUUCUUUUACACGAUGAGUGUUCCUCUUUGCUGGCGAAAGUUUCUUGCUUUCAACAAGCUCGUCCCUGAGGCUGUGUUGCCGGGGCAUUUACAGGGCUGUAGGGUGUACCUGUCUAGCUGUGUGCUGCCUAUGGGAUUUCUGAACAGCGUCAGCCUAGCGCAGCACGUUCACCGCAACCUGGUCAAGUGGAGUGCUUUGGAGGCUGCGACAGACAGCGAGGGGGCCAACAACCCGGAGAGUGAGUUGAGAAAGGACCAGGGGUUCACCUGUCACAAUCCUUCCUGGCGAGUGUACUUGGAUAACUACGAUCUUCUCGAGAAAGUAUCCCGGUGCGAGGUGAAUGACCUUGAAGGUAGUUGCUCCCAGGGUAUCCUCUCCCUCCGGAAUGAGUACGAGAAGUGGGCGGUCCCAAGGAACUUGAAGAAGGCCGUGCAGAGGUCGUCUCUGUGUGAGCUACAGGGUGCCACGGUUGACGGAGACAUCGGGGUAGCCUACCCUCGAGAACAGAAGCUGGCCAAGUACUUUGGGUUAGCGGUUCGUCUCUGCCAGCAGCCUCGUGCCACUCAACGUCAGUGGCAAGUGGUAUGUGGAGGGCUGGUCUACUUUAGUAUGUUCAGACGGCCGUUGCUGGGGGCUUUAAACCAGGUUUGGCGCCAUAUCCUUGACUUUGACCGGAAGCGCAAGGUGACCUUGCCCACCCCUGAUGAUUGUCGUUUGGAAAUCUACCGUUUCUUGGGAAUGCUGCCGCUAGCACGGCUUGAUUUCAGGCUGGACGUGCACCCGAUGGUUACCUGCAGCGACGCCUCCAGCGCGGGCGGUGGCAUCUGCGCAACUACCUCUCUUACUUCGGUCGGGGGCAUGGUGGCAGAAGGAGCAUUGCGGGGUGAAAUCCCUGAGCAGGCAGGCGACAUGGCGGUCCUCUCAGUGGGACUUUUUGAUGGGAUCGGGGCCCUUAGGGUCGCCCUGGAAACCAUCGGGGUGCGAGUCUUGGGGCAUAUCUCGGUCGAGUGCAACUCAUCAGCUCAACGUGUGGUGGAGUCGCACUAUCCCGGAGUCGAAGUGGUGAACUCUGUGGGUGACAUCGACCAGGACAUGGUGGACCGGUGGGCCUGUCGCUAUUCGCAAUGUUCCCUGGUAAUCAUCGGGGCUGGACCUCCGUGCCAGGGUGUUUCGGGGUUGAACCCUGAUCGUCGGGGAGCACUUAAAGAUGAACGUUCCAAGCUUUUCAGUGAGGUACCGCGUGUGAGGGAGAUGGUGAGAAAGGCGUUCCGCUGGUGUCCAGUUCACACUUUGAUGGAGUCCGUGGGUUCCAUGGAUGCUCAGGACCGCGGGAUCAUGAGCCGUGGAUAUGGUGGAGAGCCUAUAUUAUGUGACGCAGGCACUUUCACCUGGUGCCACCGCCCCAGGCUUUAUUGGCUGAGUUGGGAAAUCAAAGCGGGUCCCGGGGUGGUUUUGGACCAAUCUGGGGAAAUCACCGUGCUCUCGCUAUCAGGGAACCAGCCCCUGGAAGAAGUGGUGCGUGCGGGAUGGCACAAGGUGGACUGCAGCCAAGCUUUCCCUACAUUCACUACCAGCCGGCCUCGUGAUCGGCCUGGUCGGAAACCUGCCGGGGUGCAACAAUGUAGCCUUGAGGAGCUCGAGAGGUGGCACCUAGAUCGUUUUAGGUUCCCACCAUACCAGUAUCGGAACUCCCACUGCCUUGUCAACGGAGCCGGGGUCUAUCGAGUCCCUGACGUCUCUGAGAGGGAGCUCAUGCUAGGAUUCCCCUUGCACUACACGGCCUCUUGUUGUAACAAAUCGGAGCGCAAGAAAUCCACCUUUGACGACACCCGUCUGAGUCUCCUGGGAAACACGUGGUCAGUACCGGUCGUCGCAGUGCUCCUGUCUCAUCUGUUUUCGUGGUUGGGCUGGAUUGAAUCACUAUGUCCUCAGGACGUGCUGGACGCCUGUCGGUCGGGGACUCAUCGGAUGGUCCAAGGACGUCUGAGUAGAUUACCCCUGAACCCGACACGGAGUCUGUCUGCCGUGGACCCCUACACCUUGGCGUUCAAAUUGAGCAACUUGGUAUCAAUCAAGGGGGAAGAUAUAUUGCUUUCAACCCCUACCUCGCAGCUGGCACGCUUUCAGAGGCUGAGGGCUAGCAUCCCUUCUAAGCUAUGGAAAUGGAAAAUUGUCACAGGAUGGCGGUGGAAGCACGGGAAAGAACAUAUCAAUCAACUUGAAUUGCGGGCAAUUUUGACCACCCUCAAGUGGAGAUUGGAGAAGCAGAAGCAGACAGGUUGCAGAAUGAUCCACUUGACAGAUAGUUUGGUGUGCCUCCAUACUUUGUCAAGAGGUCGCAGUAGCUCUCGGAAACUUCGUAGAAUAAUGGCGCGGGUGAACGCCCUGGUCCUGGCGGGGAAUAUCCAAGCGGUGUGGUCCUAUGUCCACACUGAUGAUAAUCCCGCUGACCGGCCCUCUCGUUGGGGGCAGCGGGUGAAGACCAAAUUCCGCAAUGCCUUCAAGAUCGACAGCCUGACCUACGGCAUCAUUUACCUGGAGCGUGGAGGCCUCUAUUUGCCGUAUUUGGCCGUAUUUGGCGAACUGGUCACAGCGAAGAUCAUCUUUGUUGAAGGUGCCUCGCCAAACGUUCAGGAGCAGGAAGCCUUUAACUCCAUUAGAGUUCAAAAUGAUCCGGAAGUGUCCAGUAUCUUCUGUUUCUUGGCAGCUACCAGAUGCAAAGAUGACCAGAACGCUGCAGCCAUUUGCACAUCGGGAAGUCCUCGACUGGAUCCACCCAAUGUUUACAUGUUGGAGGAGGCUGUUGAUGGCCGGACACGGAGCCCACAGAGUCCACAGAGUCCACAGAGUCCACCAACCCAGGAUGCGUCGGAUAUGGAUAGCUCCGGCGGCUUUCGGAACGUAGUGACACUGUCGCCGCGCUUCAUGCGUGGCCUUCAGCUACCACCAAUUGCUCCUCAGACUGAAGAUGCCGGGUUGAAACAUCUCUUGGAGGAGACUCCAAGCAAAUGGUUCUUGGACGACCAGAAAUAUUGCAGAAGGGAAGUUCUGGAGGAAAAUGUCAUAGACGCGGAGAUGCUCAAACGCAUUGACUUCUUCAGAAAUUUCGGUCCUGUUUUCCUAGAUGAACUUUUGAACUCACCUGAAAGCAUCCGAAAGGUACUGGUGAUGCCUGGCACUGUUCUGUUGCGAGAAGGUUCCCCAGGAGAUUCCAUGAUGGUUAUCUCCAAAGGCCGCGUGGCGGCAUCAGUGAAUGGCCGUGUCGUGAAGCACUUGGGUGAGGGGUCAUACUUUGGUGAGUUGGUUUUCCUCGGGGCAACGCUGCUGCGGACUGUCACUGUGACUGCCACCACUUUCUGUGAUGUUCGGAUAAUCUACAACAAGAGCUUCCGACGGAUCGCUGAAAAGUAUCCAGAGGUGCAGGCAGCCUUGAGCAAGUUCGACUUGGCAAAUGAUGUCAGAAUGAAUGCCAAGGCUGCGGGACGACUUGGAAAAGCACUGGCGGAAUCGCUAGCACAAAUCUUUCAGAGCAUCCACGAGGCUCAGCGACUUGGCAAGCACCAGCCACGAGCAGCCACGAGCAGCAUCAAGCAUCCGCACAGGCUAAAGAUUUUAAUCUCAAGCUUGGGGCAGGCCCCGUGCCCACCUGAGGAAGAACGCUGCCACAAGGCUGUCGCUGACACCAAGAAAACCCAGACUGGGGAGCAAACCCUUGCCGACGCUUGGCUUGAGUACAGUGGCACGUUGGCUCACUGUAGAGCAGAUGAUACCGGCUUAUCCAGUGAAACUGGAACUUUACAGGGCCAGGCUGAGCUGCUCAGCUCUGCUCAGCAUGGAAUGGGCGCCGGAAAGUCGAAGCCGGACACAGUUGGUCCGGAAGCACCUCAGACCUUCGACGUCGGUGACUUGCUGCGAGUGCGUGGCACUGGCCAGCGAUGGGAAGGGCAAGAGCUCACGGCCAAGAUUGCCACUUGGCGGAAUUCUUGGUCAGGGCCGAAAUUGGAGUAUUUCGGUGGCGGCUUCAAACGUUUCCAGCGCUCUGAGCUGAAACAGCUUGUGGUAAGGCGACCAACAAACACCCACAGCAUCAAGGACUUUUUUGCAGGUCAGCACCUUGUCCUGCAUGGUCCUGGGGGCAGAUGGUCUGCAGAUCGCUAUGUGGCUUUCGUAGUUGAUAUUCGCGAGUCAGAUGAAACAGUGAAGAUCCGCUAUGCCCACGGCGAGUUCAAACGUUUCUGCCUGGCAGAGCUGGAGAUGCUGUUGAUGGAGGGGCAAGCACCUGAAAGUUGGGAGAAGUGGUCCGUUGGAGGCCACAUCUACUUGAGAGGUUCAGGGAAAUGGUGGUCAGGCAGAAACUUUGGUGCUACAAUCGUUGAUAUCAGACAUUCUGAUUCCACCAUCAAGGUGCAGUACACCUCGGGUGGUUUCAAGCGCUUUGACCUGGCGGAGUUCAAACGCCUGGUGACGGAACAGAUUGCCAUCCCCGAGAUGUGGGAGGAUUGGUCCUCAGCCAGCACGCCGGCAAUGUCUGAGAUGGACAAGCUUCAUGAUGAAAUUGUGCAAGCCAUCAGGAUGCACGAUGAAGCAAAAGCUGCAGAGUUAGAAGCGAAGUACCACUCAAUGCUGAGCCAUGGAGAGCAGGUGCAAGACCUGCAAGCAGCUCUGGCCAAGGCGGUGAAGGAGGCGAAUUAUUUGAAGGCACAUUGGAUUCAGCAGGAGCUGCAGCAGGCCCUAGGAGAAGAUGCCGGGACGCCGGUUGCCAUAGACGACGAGCUGGCAUCAAGCCUAUGGACAGUACUACGGAGCAGCACAAGCCAAGCACUUUGUGGAGGAGUUGCUGGUGCUAGUGCCAUGGCGCUGCAAAUCACUUCUCUCAUGUGGCUUCGCACCAUCAUGAACUUCCAGUAUCGUUAUGGUAUGACCAUGCGAGAAGCUAUGCGGAACUUGUACGCUCAAGGCGGUUUGCCCCGAUUCUAUCGAGGAAUAGGACCAGCCCUCGUGCAGGGUCCCUUGAUGCGUUUCGUGGACUCAUCUGCAAAUGCGGGUGUCUUGGCCCUGUUCGAAGCAACGCAUGCAGAAAAGAUGUGGCCGGUAUGGAUCCAGACAAUUUUUGCAUCCGGAUCUGCUGCCAGCCUUCGUAUAGCAUUGAUGCCGCUGGAUGCUGUGAAGACCGUGCUGCAGGUUGACGGUCAACAUGGGCUUGCGCAACUCUUCGCGCGAUGUCGCGCAGGUGGCUCCUCAGUCCUAUUUCGCGGUGCCAUGGCAUCAUCUGCAGCCACCUUUGUCAGUCACUACCCAUGGUUUACAGUCUUCAAUUGUCUCAACAACCAGCUGCCGCAUUACGACAGACGAUCCCAAGAGCUGCUGCGCAAUGCCGGCAUCGGCUUUUGCGCUUCCGUUUGCUCAGACACGGUGUCCAACUCCCUUCGGGUGCUGAAGACUCAUCGACAGACACGUGAGCAGGGCUCCUACCUUGGCAUUGCACAGUCUGUGAUUCGCAGCGAUGGCGUCGCAGGACUUCUCAGUCGUGGCCUCACCACACGCAUCAUUGCCAACGGCCUCUCUGGUAUGGUGUUUUCUGUGCUCUACCGAUUGUUUGAGGAGCCCCUGAAGAAAUGACCUCUGCGCUGCAGAGCAGAUUGGGUUCCAGGUUCUGCGUUGGCGAGUCAAGGUGUCCAAAGUGGCAUGCGCGAAGCUGCACCUUGCUUGGUCGUCAACA
Messenger RNA from Cladocopium goreaui, 8602 nucleotides. NCBI's taxonomy places the organism in Eukaryota, Dinophyceae, Suessiales, Symbiodiniaceae. The record is from the annotation of a GenBank genome assembly.